Messenger RNA from Fonsecaea multimorphosa CBS 102226, 2775 nucleotides. RefSeq lists its product as uncharacterized. Bases 1 to 2775 code for a protein of 924 amino acids. NCBI's taxonomy places the organism in Eukaryota, Fungi, Ascomycota, Eurotiomycetes, Chaetothyriales, Herpotrichiellaceae. The record is from RefSeq and is a predicted model, not a curated record. The transcript has a single exon.
AUGGUCUUCAUUCCUACAAGCCCGGUACGAAUCUUUGCCAGGCAACAAGUCGUUAUCCAUCCACAGACUCCGAAGCCUUCCAAAGAGGGACAAACAGCCACCGCGGCCAAGAAGAUCAACGAAAUACCUCCCGCCGAUAUGCCGGAAUCACGAUCGCCGACAUCUGGCUGGCGUGGAGGGGUUUCUCGCCUCAUGCGACAAGCCCAGGACCGACCACAUACACCUCCCAAAGAGGUAAGUCGGUGGUCCAAAACAACCACAGAGUCAGAGAUAUCUGAUGCAUUUCCGGAACCACCAUCGUCAUUGUCAGACAGGAGAAGGAGUUUCCUCAAGAAGAAAUCCAAGAUGAAGAGGCAAUCAAUGGACACUACAAAUUCAAGCCCAACAGACCCAUUCUACGGCCCUGUAAAUAGGCAGCUCGAACCGAUCGGAGACAUCCCUCCUGUCCUUUCCUCCAGUCGGUAUGAAGAGCCGAAAGCGAUGGAUGCUACGGACUCAGAUGCUUCGUCUGAGCUCGACCCGACCAGCCCCGUCAUUCACAGAGCAAGCAGCGUCCGCGUCAGCAAACCUCACAUUGUGCAGCAUAGCAACAGCUCCGGCGGCUCGGUGCCCAAGUUGUACGCUCCUCAUUCGACCACGAUAUCAACGAAUGAUGGACCAUCCAUAGCAGAAACAUCGCAGACUUUGGGCGAAGACCUCAAAAAUGUCUCCGACCUGACACCAGCUGUCGAGAAGACCGACAAGAGCGAUAUCCUAGGCGGUCCAAGCGAUGCUCUCAAGGCGCUCGAAGGCCAACAGGAGCCGCAACAGAAAGAUGAUGAGAGCAUCACCGCCCUCCCGCAGGUUGCCGCCGAAGUCAGCAACGAGCACCGCGACACGAUGAAAGAAACCAUCCUCGAGUGGCCAGACACUCCCAGCCGGAUUGAAGCGCUCGAUACCUUGCCCACGCCCUUUGGCGGGUUUGGCUCUCUACGGGUCCCACGGACCUCGGACGCAACCUACUCGACAAGCGGAAGCACCUACGUCUCUCCUUCCAUCGUCACGGACGGUCUCCGCUCGAACCCUCCUACCGAGAACGACAAGAAACUUUCCCGCGCUAUCUCCGCACCGGUGCGCAACCCGGCGCGUCGGGUGAUGAUCCGGCCUGCGGACCUGCUCAUCAACAAGGGAACCCACGACCAUAAGCUGUUCCGCGAGAACAUCGUCAGCACCCCGUAUCCGGCAAGACACAGCAGUAUCGGCGAGAUUGACGGAUUUAUUGCUCCUCCAGGAGCCCAGGAGGGGGAAAUGGGAAAUAAGACGCCCAAGCUGAGGCGUGCGAGGCCACUCUCUCACCACACUGAAAAGUCGGCGGAGCACUAUGGCGAGGGCGAGGGCGAGAGCGAGACCAACGACAACAACACUUCUGCACAAGUUUUCCAGGACGACGAGAAACGAGACGACGGCGCCCCCGAAAUCCCCUUCUCCACCAAGCCCACCACACUCCUCUCGCCGACUCCCGCCGUGCCGCCACACACUGCCAAAUCCGACCGAUUCCCCUCGCCGUCUGCCCCGGAGAUCCUUUUCCUGGACUUGCGCCUGGCCCGCCACCCGUCCGCUCAGGUGACAGUGGAGAUUGAGGUGUCUGACAGAGCGACGUUCGAUGACGAGCAACUGUUCACGAUCGUGCGGGACAGUUACGUGACAAAGCUGAUGGGUCGGACGAGAUGGUGGUUCUGCGCGAGGACGUUGGAAGGUGCCAGCACGGGCACGGAUAUCAUCACUCAGCAGGGGUUUUCUCGAGGAAUGGGACUGCCCUUCUGGCAGAGCGGCCUCCAGCAGCAAAUUGGCGCUGGCGCUGGCAAUGGCAACGGGGCCGAAUUUGACGGCGCAGAUUUUGUGAGACAUGUGCUCAAUCCUCGCGUGGGACGGCGGCGGAAGAUGUGGCUGCUCUGGCUCCGCAACAAUCAAUCCCUCGACUCACAUAGCAACAACAACAACAACAACAACAAUAACGGCAAUGCCAACAACGGCCCAGCACGUCGCGGCCGCAGCCGCAGAUCAUAUCUGCCGCAUCAGAACGGCUACGGGCAUGGCUACGGGUACGGGUACGGGUACGGGUACAGCCCGCAGCAAGGCGACGCGACGGCGACGAGUCCAGUCUUUUCGUUUGUGCAUUCGCGGACGAACAGCGACGGCGUCGGCAACACCGAGGCCUCGCCAACAACAAUACAGGCAACUGCAGGUGCAGGUGCAGGUGCAGGUGGUCUCAACAAACAGCCCUCCAUCUCUCUCCCACGAAUGCCCUUCCAAUCUGGCCCUUCCAAUGGUCCAGCCAUGUUCUCGUUCCACCGGACAAAAUCCCUCGCGUCGGCGCUCACUGCAUCCAACAUGCCCAUGCCCCCUUCUUCUACGCAUUCCUCUCCAUCAACCACCACCACGAAUCCCCACUUGUCAUCAUACCCUAUGUAUCUCCCCCACCACCACCAGGCCUCCGGCCCACCAACGAUCUAUCUGCACCAUACCUUCUCCCUCCUCUCCAUCCUCCUCUCCACCCUUGUGGUGUCCCUCCUCUCCUGCCUCACAGCCACAUUCUGGAUCCUGUUCGGAUACCCGGGCCGCAGCGCCGCGGUGGGAAACGGCGAGACAGUCGUCGCGGGCCAGGAGUUUCUCGUGAGUUGGCGUCGGGAUGCGCAGAGUCGCGUCGGUGUUGGGCUUGUUAUGGGCGUGGUGGUCAUGUUGCUUGGAAUGGGGUGCGAGGUCGGUUGGAUCUGGGCGAGUUGGGUUCUUGUUUAG